Molecule: messenger RNA, 966 nt
Organism: Asparagus officinalis (garden asparagus)
Lineage: Eukaryota; Viridiplantae; Streptophyta; Magnoliopsida; Asparagales; Asparagaceae
Exons: 6
Coding region: 207-638 (143 amino acids)
Source: RefSeq, a predicted model, not a curated record
AAUUUUAAUUGAAUUUAAAACCGAGUUAAAAGCGAUGAAUCUAUUUUGGGCUCCGUCCCCUCCCUCCCUUUUCUCUCCUCCCCCCUUUCCUUUCCAUUUCUCCUCUUCAUCUCCAUAAAAAUUUAAGAGGCGCGAUAUUAAAAAAGGGAAAAAAGGGAAAUUUUCAAAGAAAAGGGAGGGGAAAAAAAUCCUUUUUUUUAGAAGAAAUGUUUCCUAAGGAUUGGACUCCCCCUUGUGGAAGCUGCUGCACCAAGAAAUAUGCCACAUUGAUGCAGAUUCCAUGGAGAGUUUUCUGCAAGAAAGGAUGCAAUGCUGAUGGGGACACUAUGGAGGAUUGUAUUGGAGAAUGUGAAGAGAUAUGUUAUAAGGACCCAGUCUUCAAGGAUCAGCAGUGGAGCGCUUACAUAGAUAGGUCUCCAGGGGAUACCAAUUAUUCUUUGGAGUGUUUUCAUGCUUGUGUUUCUGGCUGCGGUUUCAAGUUUGAAGUUCCGCCAGAAAAAACUGAGCAGGUUCAACCGAACAGGCCACCCCCACCAGUUGUGACUAAAUCUUCUCCAAAAUUGCAUCCUAAUCAAACUCCAUCCACUGAAGAUUUACCUGCGGAUGCGGCCCACGACUGCAAACAAGAGAGUCAAUGACAACCCUAUAAAUACCCUAAGGUUGUCUAGGGUUUCGAGUGUGCAAUUGAGGGCGUGCAGGGAGUCUUUUGGCGGCUGCAGAAGCAAAGUGCAAGGGGUGUUUGCGGCUGUGCUUGGGCGCGCAAGGAAAGGACGACAUAGAGAAAAAUUAGAGAAAAAACGGCGACAGUGCGUGUGCAAGGCAGAGGUGCGAAAGCUGCUGUCUUUUUUUGAGAAGAAACGUAGAGGAGUUGCCGGCUUUUGAGAGGGUUUUGUCAUCCUUUGAGAGAGUAUUUGUGUGAGGGAUCUGAGAGUUCGUGAGAGGGUUUAGGUUGUGAGAUUGUAAACC